CAUCGCCUCUGUUCUCAGCUAGGGUUUACAGUUUCACCAAAUUAGGGUUUUAGGGUUUGUCUCAGCUGCAAAAGCUUCAGAUCCAGCGACAAUGGUGGAAAAGACAAGAAAAGAGGAGGUCGUCAGCCGAGAGUACACUAUUAAUCUCCACAAGCGCCUUCAUGGAUGCACAUUCAAAAAGAAGGCUCCAAAGGCCAUAAAGGAGAUUAGGAAGUUUGCCCAGAAGGCUAUGGGAACAACAGAUGUCAGGGUGGAUGUGAAGCUUAACAAGCUAAUAUGGAGCCAUGGGAUCCGAAGUGUGCCUAGGAGGAUUCGUGUUCGCAUUGCCCGGAAAAGAAAUGAUGAGGAAGAUGCCAAGGAGGAGCUGUAUUCACUAGUCACUGUCACUGAGAUUCCACCAGAGGGUUUGAAGGGAUUGGGCACGAAGGUCAUUGAAGGAGAUGAUUGAGCAGUAACAUUGUUGCUUAAUUUUUUGUUAACUCAUUUAUUUUAUAUCUAUUUUACUUAGAAUUUUGGAUAUGUUUCUGGAUUGUCUAAACAUUAACAUUUGAGCAGCAGAGAGUUGAUUUAAUGAAUUGUAAGCCAAUCAAUUUUUGUA
Messenger RNA from Quercus robur (English oak), 598 nucleotides. RefSeq names its product 60S ribosomal protein L31-like. The coding region runs from base 92 to 448 and encodes 118 amino acids. NCBI's taxonomy places the organism in Eukaryota, Viridiplantae, Streptophyta, Magnoliopsida, Fagales, Fagaceae. The record is from RefSeq and is a predicted model, not a curated record. Gene Ontology annotation, molecular function: structural constituent of ribosome. Gene Ontology annotation, biological process: cytoplasmic translation. Gene Ontology annotation, cellular component: ribosome; cytosolic large ribosomal subunit. The transcript is spliced from 2 exons.